Molecule: messenger RNA, 189 nt
Organism: Colius striatus (speckled mousebird)
Lineage: Eukaryota; Metazoa; Chordata; Aves; Coliiformes; Coliidae
Product: small basic protein 1-like
Exons: 2
Coding region: 1-189 (62 amino acids)
Source: RefSeq, a predicted model, not a curated record
AUGAAGGUGUUCUACACAGUCCUUGCUGUGCUCUUGCUUUUCUCCUUGGUCACCCCAGGGUACGGGCAGUUCAAGGGUGCUUGUGGCGGAUACUGUUCCCGUCUGUGUGGCAAAAGGGACGAGUGGACUUUCCGCCAGGCCUGCGGGAAGAUGUACUGCUGCAUCCCCCCACCCAAGAAGGGAAAAUGA